UGUGGGAGGUUCAAGAUAAUAAGAGGUGCCCGAAAUUCAUUGUCCACUCUGCUGAAGGGAAAAAUAUUUAGCCUUUGACUGAGCCACUGCGGACAUAUUGUAACGUGUUCGGGCAAGCUGGACUCCCGCCCCUAGUUAUAAUUUUUACAGACCGUUUUUCCUCGACGUUUUGCAAUUUUGUACGAGGCAAUUAUUAUUUACGGAUAGGCAACGUCACUGAUACUUGGGAUAUUUUCUUCCGUGAAAAAAGUAGUCUACAGAGUAGGGACCCCUCCGCGAGUUAAGUUUUUUUUUUUUUAUCUAGAAAAAGCGCACGGGAUACUUUGCCUCAAAUGAGGUUCUGAAAUUAUUUAAAAAAUAUAUAUAUAUUAGAAAACACGAGUCAAGGUAAGAUGAUAUGGAACUGAGGCUACUUUCAAUAGCAACAUUGUUAGGAAUCUUAUGUUUCUGCAGUGCACAGCAAGAGGGCAGUGAUUGCAUCAAGGCCAAUGCACAAUCAUGUGGGGAAUGCAUCCAAGUGGCAGAGAAAUGUGGAUGGUGUACAGACACUGACUUCCUGAAGCAGGGAGAGUCUAAGUCAGCACGCUGUGAUGAGCUACAGUCCCUGAUCACGAAGGGCUGCACUAAGGCCAAGAUUGAGAACCCAAGGGGCAGCACCUCCAUCAACAAGAACAAGGCUGUCACCAACCGCAAAAAGGACAUGGCAGAGAAGCUGAAGGCCGACCAGAUCACUCAGAUCCAACCUCAGAAACUCACCCUCAACCUCCGAUCCGGUGAGGCCCAGACCUUUAAGGUGAAGUUCAAGAGGGCAGAGGACUACCCCAUCGACCUCUACUACUUGAUGGAUCUCUCCUUCUCCAUGAAAGACGAUUUGGAGAAUGUCAAGAAUCUGGGGACUGACCUGAUGCGUGAGAUGAAGGAUGUCACCUCAGACUUCAAGAUCGGUUUCGGCUCCUUUGUGGAGAAGACGGUGAUGCCAUACAUCAGCACUACCCCAGCCAGACUGCUGAACCCCUGCACCAGCACCAACAACGACACCUGCACCAGCCCCUUCAGCUAUAAGAACGUGCUGAAGCUGACUGAGAACGGGGAGGAGUUCAACAGCCUGGUCAGUAAGCAGCAGAUCUCUGGAAACCUGGACUCCCCUGAGGGAGGAUUCGAUGCCAUCAUGCAGGUGGCCGUCUGUGGGGAUGCCAUUGGCUGGAGGAACGUCACACGUCUGCUGGUGUUCUCCACUGAUGCUGGCUUCCACUUUGCUGGAGACGGCAAGCUGGGCGGCAUCGUUCUGCCCAACGAUGGGAAGUGUCAUCUGGAGAACAACAUGUACACCAUGAGCCAUUACUAUGACUAUCCCUCUAUUGCCCAUUUGGUCCAGAAACUGAGUGACAACAACAUUCAGACCAUUUUUGCUGUUACUGAGGAAUUCCAGCCUGUUUACAAGGAACUGAAGAACCUCAUCCCCAAGUCAGCAGUAGGAACUCUGUCCUCCAACUCCAGCAACGUCAUCAAGCUCAUUAUCGAUUCUUACAAUUCUCUGUCAUCUGAAGUCAUUCUGGAAAACGGCAAGCUACCUGAAGGUGUAUCCAUAACAUACAAGUCCAUCUGCAAGAACGGUUGGGUUGGAACAGGAGAGAAUGGAAGAAAAUGCUCGAACAUCUCCAUUGGAGAUGAGGUGUCCUUUGAGAUUGCCAUCAAGUCCGAGAAGUGUCCGCCUCAAGGCAAGUCCGAGACCAUUACAAUCAAGCCCCUGGGUUUUACUGAGAAUGUGGAGAUCGUCCUCAACUUCAUCUGCGAAUGUGAAUGUUCCAAAGAUGGAAAACCUCUUAGCGAGAUGUGCCACAAUGGCAAUGGGACCUUUGAGUGUGGAGCCUGCAGGUGCAACGAGGGCCGUAUUGGCAGACUGUGUGAGUGCAGUACAGACGAGGUGAGGACGGACGACCUGGACGCUAACUGUCGGAAGGACAACGGUACAGACAUCUGCAGCAACAACGGAGACUGUGUGUGUGGAACCUGUGAGUGUAAAAAGAGAGAGAACCCAGAAGAACGUUACAGUGGGAAGUUCUGCGAGUGUGACAACUUCAACUGUGACCGCUCCAGCAACAAACUCUGUGGAGGACAUGGACGUUGUGAGUGCAGGGUGUGUAUCUGUGAUGCCAACUACACGGGCAGCGCCUGCGACUGUUCCCUGGACACCUCCACCUGCCUAGCAGCCAACAAGCAGAUAUGUAAUGGCCGGGGCACCUGCGAGUGUGGCGUCUGCAAGUGCACCAACCCCAAGUUCCAGGGUCCCACCUGUGAGAUCUGCCCCACUUGCCCCGGAGUCUGCGCUGAGCACAAGGACUGUGUUCAGUGCCGGGCCUUUGAGACAGGAGAGAAGAAGGACACGUGUGAGAGGGACUGCAGCUACUUCAACCUGAUCAGAGUGAAGGACCGGGACAAGCUGCCCCAGCCAGCCGACCAGUCCUACCCCCUAUCCCACUGUAAGGAGAGGGACGCCAACGACUGCUGGUUCUACUACACCUACGCCGUCAGGAACCACACAGAGAGGGAGGUCUACGUGGUCGACACUCUGGAGUGCCCAGCGGGUCCUGACAUUAUCCCCAUCGUGGCUGGCGUGGUGGCGGGCAUCGUGCUGAUCGGCCUGGCCCUCCUUCUCAUCUGGAAGCUGCUCAUGGUCAUCCAUGACCGCAGGGAAUUUGCCAAGUUCGAGAAGGAGAAAAUGAACGCGAAGUGGGACACGGAAGUGAAUCCCAUCUACAAGAGUGCCGUAACAACUGUUUUCAAUCCAAAAUACGAGGGCAAAUGAUGGAGCUUCCUCUGUCAUUACAACACUGUAUGCAAAAGAACAUGGAAGGAGGGGUGUUUUUAUGUUCACUUUGUUUUUUUAGUUGCCAAAUAAUAGCAGGGCAUUUGGCCACUAUUUCAGUAUGUUUUACUAACUGUUUUUUCUAUGCAUUGUUUGAAUUGUACAGUAUGUAUAAACUUGGGUUUUAACUUGUUUGUGGAACUUGAGAGAAUCCUUUAAAACUGAAUUUAUGCCACUGGAUUGGUAGGGUCAUUGAAGGUGAGGUUGUGCCUUUCAAAGGACCGUGGAGCCAUUCUUUCUGUUUUGAGGGUGAAAUUGGAUGUCGAUAUUGGACAAGAUAUGUAGCGAUAGCUGGCCAUUGGGACAGCAAUACAUUGUUAUGUGUACAGUUUGUAGGCAAUGGAUUCUGUCUAAGCCAUAUUUUAGUGACAGAAAAGGUCUGGAAGCAAAGGCAUGUUUCUUUUCAAUGACUUUCUUCAACCUGAACAAUCAGUUUAAUCAUUUUUGGGGUUUGUCACGAUAUUUGUGAAUCUUUAUAAAUGAAAUGACAUCAAGUACAGUAGUGGUAUUAUGGGUUUCAGGUUUACAUUUGUUUUGUUUUAAAGAAGACUCAGGUCCCUAUUAAACUCCUCAUUAAUAGCAAUGCCAAAUAUGACAUAACUCACUGCCUUCUCGUUUUAAGUAUUUUGUUUCAGUUACAGAAAUGUAAUUCUGAAUGGGGUUCUGAAUGUUUUUUUACUUAACCUAAAGCCCCAGCUUUCUUUUUUUUGCUGUCAAAUCAUUCUCACCUUUAAUCCUUUUCUAAUUUGAUGGUUUGAUCAAACUCGUCUUCCAUUGAAUAAUUGUAAUUACAUUUCAGUUAUAAACAUCAGUGUUAUGGGAAUGACGUCAGUCAGAUCUUUGUAAAAGUUCAAACAUCCCACUUAGUUGUAAGAACACGCCGUGCUCUUUGUUUUUAAAGGGUAUUUUUAUUUAGAGAGAAUCCAGUGGAAUGUAUCCAAGGUUACAAUGUCCAGGGAAUGUUCAGGGAAUCCAGCUUUCUACUCACUGCCCAUCUUAUGCUACCCACAUGUUUUCUACAGUUAAAGGUUCAAUGCAGCUGUGUUUAUCUCAAUAUCCAAUCAUUUCUGGGUAACAAUUAAGUGAUUGUGAUUUUCAAUUAAAAUGAUAAAAAACAAACAAAUAGCUUCUUAGCGAAGAGCAAUUUCUCAAGCAAGAAUUGUUAUUGUCUGGGAGUGGUCAAAGUGGGGAAAGGAAGAGAGGAUUGGAACUCUUUCUUAUUGAUCUAUGAACUAUACUGAACUAAAAUAUUAAUGCUACGUGUAAAGUGUUGGUCCCAUGUUUCAUGAGCUGAAAUAAAAGAUCCCUGAAAUUUUC
Messenger RNA from Oncorhynchus masou masou (cherry salmon), 4183 nucleotides. RefSeq names its product integrin beta-1-like. Gene Ontology annotation, molecular function: integrin binding; collagen binding involved in cell-matrix adhesion; C-X3-C chemokine binding. The coding region runs from base 398 to 2806 and encodes 802 amino acids. Lineage: Eukaryota; Metazoa; Chordata; Actinopteri; Salmoniformes; Salmonidae. The transcript has 15 exons. Gene Ontology annotation, biological process: cell adhesion mediated by integrin; cell-matrix adhesion; cell migration. The record is from RefSeq and is a predicted model, not a curated record. Gene Ontology annotation, cellular component: integrin complex; focal adhesion; cell surface.